AUGGAAUGGGAAAACCUGACCAGCGUCUCAGAAUUUUUCCUCCUGGGGCUCUCCGAACAGCCAGAGCAGCAGGAGGUCCUCUUUGGGUUGUUCCUGUCCAUGUACCUGGUCACCGUGAUGGGAAACUUCCUCAUCAUUCUGGCCAUCAUCACUGAUGCUCAACUCCACACCCCUAUGUACUUCUUCUUGGCCAACCUUUCCCUCGCUGACAGCUGCUUUGUGUCCACCACAGUCCCCAAGAUGCUGGCAAACAUAUGGACCCAGAAUCAGGUUAUCUCAUAUGCAGGGUGUCUAUCACAACUGUAUUUUUUCAUGCUGUUUGUGAUGCUGGAGGCAUGCCUCUUGGUUGUCAUGGCCUACGACCGCUAUGUGGCCAUAUGCCACCCACUCCAUUACAUCGUGGUCAUGAGACCUGAGCUCUGUGUCCUCCUGGUGUCUGCAUCCUGGAUCAUGAAUGCCCUCCACUCUCUCCUACACACAUUCCUAAUGAACAGCCUAUCCUUCUGUGCAAACCACGAGAUCCCACACUUCUUCUGUGACAUCAACCCCUUUCUGAGUCUGUCCUGCACAGACCCCUUCAUCAAUGAGCUGGUGAUCUUCACCAUUGGGGGUCUUGUGGGCCUGGUUUGUGUGCUUUGCCUGACUAUCUCUUAUGCAUACAUUUUCUCAACCAUCCUGAAGAUCCCUUCAGUUCAGGGAAAGCGAAAAGCCUUUUCCACCUGCAGCUCUCAUCUCUCUGUGGUCUCUCUAUUCUUUGGAACUUCCUUUUGUGUUUAUUUCAGUCCACCUUCAACCCGCUCAGCAGAGACGGACACAGUUGCAUCAGUGAUGUACACAGUAGUAACCCCCAUGCUAAAUCCCUUUAUCUAUAGUUUGCGGAACAGAGACAUCAAGUCUUCCCUGAGAAAGCUAAUUCGGGGAAAGAUAACUUUCCCCACCAUCACAGUCACCUUGGUGACUUGGAUCCCCACCCAUAGUGUUUUUGACACUGGACUCCCCAUGUCUGUAAAGCCCCCAAGCUGA
Equus quagga is the source of this 1023-nucleotide messenger RNA. Its product is annotated as olfactory receptor 1G1. The transcript is spliced from 2 exons. Gene Ontology annotation, cellular component: membrane. Gene Ontology annotation, molecular function: G protein-coupled receptor activity; olfactory receptor activity. Lineage: Eukaryota; Metazoa; Chordata; Mammalia; Perissodactyla; Equidae. The record is from RefSeq and is a predicted model, not a curated record. Bases 1 to 1023 code for a protein of 340 amino acids. Gene Ontology annotation, biological process: G protein-coupled receptor signaling pathway.